AUGUCUUCCGAGAUGGAGGAUGUGUUUAAAGGCGUUCUUCCGCAGUUGGUCUCUACAAUCAGAGCGGCAAGCUCGUUAGCUGCGCAAGACAUAAAUUUCUACAAGUCAAUCGAUGCCGGUCUUGCUAGUGACAUUGAUUCCGCAGCUGCCCGGUUAAUGAACAUCUCCAAUGACUUGAUCAGAGCCACGACCGACGAUGACGAAGUCAAGAUUGGGUUUGGCAAGCAGAAUGUCGAAGGUGAAUUGUCGUGGAAUCCUAUCGCCCGUGUGUUGGAUUCCAUCUUUGAGAAGAUUGACUAUUCGUUUGACCAUGCUAGACAAAAGACAUCUAGUGAUGCCAGGAGUUUGGAGUACUUGGAUAGUGGCAGCGCUCCUUCUAAUGAAUCAGGCAAGAGAAUAUCCAAACCCCAGUUGAAGUUCAGAGUUCCUGUGGAUAAUUCCGAAUCACACCCUUUUAAACCAAGAUUGGACAGCAAACCACAUGCUUUGAAACUGUUUGAAGAAUCCGUCAAGUUGUUUAACCCCGAGCCCAAAUAUGAAGAUUCCAUUGAGAUAAUAGACCCACCAUACUAUCCCCAACCAUACGAGUACGAAAUUGACAACCAGCCAUAUCCUGAAGCGAUCCUACAAUCUGCAGUCGAACCUAUUCCAUCCAAGGACUGGUCAACCACAGAAGCCAUCUGGGUAGACACGGUGGAAGAACUCACGAAAAUGGUAACCGUCUUGCAAUCCCUGACCGAAAUCGCCGUCGAUUUAGAACACCACGACUAUAGAACAUACUACGGGAUCGUCUGUCUUAUGCAAAUCUCCAACCGCGAUCAAGAUUGGAUCAUUGACACAUUGGCCUUGCGCGAUGACUUGACCGUAUUAAACACAGUAUUCACCGAUCCUAGCAUUGUCAAGGUGUUCCAUGGGGCAUUCAUGGAUAUCAUUUGGUUACAACGAGAUCUCGGAUUGUACAUUGUUUCCUUGUUUGACACCUACUGCGCAUCCAAAAAUUUGGGAUUCCCCAAACACUCGUUGGCAUACUUGUUGGAAACAUUUGCUCAUUUUAAAACAUCCAAGAAGUAUCAGUUGGCCGAUUGGCGGAUCCGUCCGUUGUCCCACCCUAUGAUGGCCUAUGCUCGAUCAGACACCCAUUUCUUGUUGAAUAUUUAUGACCAGUUGCGAAAUAAACUUAUCCACGAAAACAAGUUACAACAAGUGUUGUAUGAUUCGAGACAGGUGGCUAAGCGGAGAUUUGAAUACACCAAGUACCGUCCAUUAGCACCUAAUGGGAAAGUCUCGUGCCCAGUCAUGUCGAGCAAUCCAAGAGAGCCAUUCGCGUCGAUAAUGUAUCAAUACAAUGUGCCAAGUUUCAAGAAAGGUGUCGUUGAAGUAUUGUAUAAUUGGCGUGAUUUGGUAGCUAAACAAGAGGACGAGUCGGUAAGGUACAUCAUGCCCAACCAGUUGUUGGUCACUCUAGCAUUAUUGGAGAGUCCCGUUGACGCCAACAAAGUGUUGAAUUGCCAGACGUACGUGAGUGAACAUGUGAGAUUGCAUGCAAAGGAACUUGCUGGGUUGAUUGAGAAAACGUUGGUGCAGACUGAAGCCAACGAUUGGGAUUUGGUGGAUAAGUGGAGUAACCAAAAGACUGACAGUUUCGAUGCUCAUGAUAAGAAUAUGUUGGAGAAUGUAAACGGAUUGUUUAACGCUUUGGUUGAAUCUAACCAGGACUUGUUUAAUUCUACUGGGUUAGUGCAUGAGAUUGAAACUGUGGAAGAACCCAAGAUCAGGUAUACUGUUGAGUAUGAUGUUAAUAACAACACGGUGGUUAAGCAUAAUUUUGAGGACGUAUGUCAAGAAAGGUUGGAACGCGCCUGGAAUGGAUUAAUUGCCAUGGAUGCACAACUGAAUGUUGAAGUUCCAAUUGAAGAAGUUCCAGAGACAGAGGAACCUGAAGCACCCGUGGAAUUUGUUAAACCAGCCAGACCAGAUGCGGCAUUGUUUAGCAAAGACAAGGAAAUUGAUCCUAAUCAACUCAUUACGCUUAGACAACGAAAGGUUGCCCAGCCUAAGAGACGUCAACUUCUUGAAGAACAGGAGCAACAACAAGUGGACUAUUCUAGUGCCGAUAAGAUUAUGAUUCCUAAUACCAAUAGAAGACCUAAGGAUAGGAAAAAGAAGAGCUUUGAUCCGUAUUCUAGAGAGAGUGAAGGUCCUAAGCCGGCUAAGCGGGCUAAGAUCACUACUACUGGUAAAUCAUCGACGUUUAAGAAUAAGAGGAAGUAG
This is a messenger RNA of Spathaspora passalidarum NRRL Y-27907, 2271 nucleotides long. RefSeq names its product exosome nuclease subunit (gene RRP6). Bases 1 to 2271 code for a protein of 756 amino acids. Lineage: Eukaryota; Fungi; Ascomycota; Pichiomycetes; Serinales; Debaryomycetaceae. Gene Ontology annotation, molecular function: 3'-5'-RNA exonuclease activity; nucleotide binding; nucleic acid binding. The record is from RefSeq and is a predicted model, not a curated record. Gene Ontology annotation, cellular component: nucleolus; nuclear exosome (RNase complex). The transcript is spliced from 2 exons. Gene Ontology annotation, biological process: TRAMP-dependent tRNA surveillance pathway; nuclear polyadenylation-dependent rRNA catabolic process; nuclear polyadenylation-dependent antisense transcript catabolic process.